UUACCAACACAAGUGUUUAUUGAAAGGCUGACAUGGGUGCACAGGAAGCUGACAGGGAAGAGCUUGAGGUGGGAGUGGGCUCUCAUCUCCUGGCCAGAUUCAUCUCUGACCAGCUCCUGGUCGAUCCUCAGGGAGCUGGAAGAGUGUCAGCGAAAUCAUGAGGGUGAUGAAGAUGAUGGCCAUAUCCGAGCCCAGCAGGCCUGCAUUGAGGCCAAGCAUGAUACAUCCAUGGCAGACAUGGAUGAGCUCUUCUCUCAGGUAGAUGAAAAGAGAAAGAAGCGAGAUAUCCCCGACUAUCUGUGUGGCAAGAUCAGCUUCGAGCUGAUGAGGGAACUCUGUAUCACGCCAAGUGGCAUCACCUAUGAUCAAAAGGGCAUUGAGGAGCAUCUGCAGCACGUAGGACACUUUGAUCCUGUGACCUGGAGCCCCCUGACCCAGGAACAGCUCAUCCCUAAUCUGGCUAUGAUGGAGGUCAUCGAUGAUUUCAUCUCUGAGAACGGCUGGGUAGAGGACUACUGAGGCCCACUGCUCCACCCUGCUUGAUAAUCCUGGCUCAGGAAGGUGCUGAGGCAGAAGCCCCAGUUCCUGUACAUAAUUUGUGUCGCUGUGCCUGCCCCCAUCAGUUCUGCUGGUGGGCUCUGGACUGCUACCCCUCUCAGCAUAGCCUUUGCCAGGCUGUGGGCCUCUCGUCUUCGUUCUGGGCUGGAAAAGCAGAUGGGGGUGGGGUGGGUGGAAGCUGCCAUUGCUGCCACUGUUCCUGUAAUAAAAUUUGUGACCAGUACAUGGGCA
Heterocephalus glaber (naked mole-rat) is the source of this 789-nucleotide messenger RNA. Lineage: Eukaryota; Metazoa; Chordata; Mammalia; Rodentia; Bathyergidae. The record is from RefSeq and is a predicted model, not a curated record.